AAAUUAAAUAGUUUAAGGGGUAGCAUCAAUGCAUUAAAGUGCAUCUCAAUUGGUGAUCUUUUCGUACAAGGCAAAUUGGCUUCUUGCAUGUUUGCAUGUGAACUAGCAGCCAUGUUUUGUAGACAUCAGACACUCAUGAUGAUAUUCAAGCAGGAAGUAAGAUGAACUGUAUGGUUUGGUUUAAGUGUUUUAAAUAGAACUAUCACAGAAAAUCAAUUGUUUUUCCACCCUCUUUUUAAAUAAAAUUUUUCUAUUUUUUUUAAGCAAUCUUUAUUAUUUUUUUUAUUAAUAUUAAUAUUGAUAAAUGGGUUGCAAUCAGUUUAAAUUAUUCAAAAAGUCUCAAACAUGUGUGCAUGGCUUUUUAAAAAGUAAACAAUGGUGCCAUCUGCUGGUUAAAUUCUCUGACUGUAAUUUAACAGUAAAAAAAAUGUAUUUUAAGAAAAACCUUGACAAUUAGUGUUACUUUUUAUUUAAUGGCUUGCAUAACUUUAUGACAGCUUAAGAAAUCGUUUUAAAUAUAUUUUAAUCAUUUUGGGUAUUGUUUUACAUUUUUAAAUUCACUUAAUAAAAAAAAUUACACAAAAAUACCCGUUCUUGAUCUAUUUCCCUCUCAUUUCGAUUUAACUCAUUGGACAAAUUGUUGUGAGAUAAAUCUUAAAUUAAGCAAUAAAUCUAGCUUUGGUUAAAAAAAAAAAAAACUUUUAAUCGUUAUGUUAUAAACUUAUCAGAUCUUUAAGUGAAACUAAAAAAAAACACGAGGGUUAAAUUAGCAAAACGUAUAGAAAUACUACAAGUCCGACAAUCCGCAUUUCACCUUUACCCUUGGUGAAAUAUAUUUUUAGAAAAACAACUGUGUCGCUAGAUGAUGACGUCAUUCUGUAGUUAAACGCAAUGGCGGCUCAUGCUAGCGAGCUCGAGAUCGCGAAGAAGAAUUUAACUGAUGCAAUUGGUGAUAAUGUUAAGCAUUAUUGGGCUAAUCUGAAGUUGUGGUUCAAACACAAGAUCAGUAAAGAAGAGUUUGACAUUGAAGCCCGUCGACUGUUGGCUCAGGAGAAUGUUCAUGUUCACAAUGAUUUCCUCCUCGCCAUUCUCACACGAUGCCAGAUCAUCGUUUCCACACCAGAGGGCACAGGAUCGUUACAGUGGCAGGGGAACUGUCCUUCAAAGCCUGGCAAAGCAAAAGGGAAGAAAAAAUGUUCCUCCAGACAAAAAUUUGAUCAUCGCUUUCAGCCUCACAACCCUCUUAGUGCCGCUCAGCCCUUCAGCCCACGAGAGGCGGGGGGUGAGGAGGAGGAACUGCGCCUGAGUGCCCACACUCUGCUGUUGCCCACCCGCGGUCAGCUGGAGGCCCGCAUGAUGGUGACCGCUUUUGAGCUGGGCCUCGACAACAUCACGGAGGACGCCAUCAGCACCAUGGCCUUUGCUGUCGAGCACCACCUGAAAGACGUCCUCACCGCCGUCAUCACUCGGAGGAAAGCGUACCGAUUACGAGACGGCCACUUCCCUUAUGCCUUCGGCAGUGACGUCACGCCGCAACCGUAUCUGAAGAACAGCCUGGCCGCCUACCACAGCGUUACGGAAUGUCCUCCUCCAAACGCCUCCCUCCCUGCAGGCCCCCCACCCCAGAUCCCCCCCGAUGAAGCUGAGCAGAAAGCCGUGCACCUCCUGGCCUGCUCCUCCAACAGCCCGUCAGCUCCUCUUCCUCCAAUCAGCAUGUUCGACCUCCUGGAAGCUCUGAAGGUUCAUCACAGCGUGAUGCCCUCCCACACUAUGUACGCCCUGAACAUGGAGCGCAUCCUGGCUCGCCUCUGGCACCCCAGUCACGAAGAACUGGAGCAGGACCGCGUGCAUCGGCAGCGGCUGGCGGCUAAAGAGGGCGUGAUGGUGAGCUGAGGGCCGCUGACGCCAGACCGGAACCGCCUCCGGUGAGGCGCUGGUAGAUGCGAGGCGUUGCUGGGAAAAGCUCCACUGCAGUUCAUGAAGAGAUAAAUAAGAUGGAACAAAUGUUUAAACGGACUCAGACCAUUGUUGGUUCAUGGCUGCUUUAUUAAGAUGAUGUAAAUUUAUUGUUCGCGUUUAGUUUUUUCUAAAUUACAGCAGUUGGAGUUAAAUGAGUGGUUUUUGGACAGUUUAGUUGCACAUCCUUUGACCACAAAGCCUCACAACAAAACACAAAGAGACACUCAACUUUUAAAAAUGUUGCUUAACAGAUGUGAAGGAGGCACCCGGUGGAAAAGUACUGCAUUCAUCUGGCAGCAGGUCGGGUCAGCUGACUCCAUGAAUGCACCCAAGGAGCAGGUUUUUCUGGUCACUAAAUCAUCUGCCUUCACAAGCCGAGGAUAUUCCACCGUGUCAAAGGCAGAGCUCACUUUUUCAACGUGGAGGGGCCCACACAGACCUGAGGCCAUCGGUGGUCUGUGGGACGUACUUGAUAGUACAACUUCUUCAAACACGAGUGCAAAAGUUGUCUAAAACCAGCUCCAGACAUCUCCGUUUAGUCCUGAACUGUGUCAUCAUUGGACAUUUUCUAGUGACGCCAUCUGUACAGAUUUUGUUUGUUUAUGCUUAUAUGUAAAUAAAGAACAUUUAUACUGCUUUUUGUUACAAAUUUAAAAUAAAAUAAAAAAAUCUGAAUUUUAAAA
This is a messenger RNA of Oryzias melastigma (Indian medaka), 2642 nucleotides long. It is a transcript of the gene tada1, whose product is annotated as transcriptional adaptor 1. Gene Ontology annotation, cellular component: SAGA complex. Gene Ontology annotation, molecular function: transcription coactivator activity. The record is from RefSeq and is a predicted model, not a curated record. The transcript is spliced from 8 exons. The coding region runs from base 892 to 1893 and encodes 333 amino acids. NCBI's taxonomy places the organism in Eukaryota, Metazoa, Chordata, Actinopteri, Beloniformes, Adrianichthyidae. Gene Ontology annotation, biological process: regulation of transcription by RNA polymerase II.